AUGUUCGAAGGUUUUGGUGCUAAUAAAAGGCGAAAGGUCAAUAUCGAGGAGGAACCAGAGCAUACAAAGCCAUGGGUCGAGAAAUAUAGACCUAAAAAGUUAGACGAUGUGUCAGCUCAAGAUCAUACGAUUUCAGUUCUGAAGAAAACCUUGACGUCUGCUAAUUUACCACAUAUGCUAUUUUAUGGUCCUCCAGGUACUGGUAAGACAUCUACCAUCUUUGCAUUGACUAGAGAAUUAUAUGGACCCGAAUUAUCCAAGACUAGAGUUUUAGAACUGAAUGCAUCUGAUGAACGUGGUAUUGCCAUUGUAAGAGAGAAAGUUAAGAAUUUUGCAAGGUUAACUGUUUCAAAACCAUCAAAGGAAGCCUUGGAAAAAUAUCCAUGCCCACCUUAUAAGAUUAUCAUAUUGGAUGAAGCUGAUUCAAUGACUGCAGACGCACAAAGUGCGCUUCGUAGAACGAUGGAAAAUCAUUCUAAUGUUACCAGAUUUUGUUUAAUUUGCAACUACGUGACAAGGAUAAUUGACCCACUGGCAUCGAGAUGCUCUAAAUUUAGAUUUAAAUCGUUGGAUGAAUCUAAUGCAAUAGGACGUUUAAAAGAGAUUUCUCAAUUGGAAAAUGUACCACACGAAGAGGGCGCUUUACAGAGAAUAUUAGAGAUUUCCAAUGGUGAUAUGAGAAGGGCAAUUACGCUUUUACAAUCUGCAGCCAAACGUCUUGGUUUUGGAGAAUUGGAUAAAAUAACUUCACAAGAGGUGGAGGAAUUAGCCGGCCUUGUCCCCACGCAUAUUCUUCAAGAAAUGCUCAAUAAGGUCUCUCAAGGUAAUGUUAACGAGAUUAUCGAAUAUGUGAAUGAAUUUGUGAAAAACGGUUGGUCAGCGGUUUCAGUGGUAAAUCAACUUCAUGACUAUUACAUUACUAGUAACGACUAUGGAACUGACUUUAAGAAUAAAAUUUCAUUAUUGCUAUUUGACGCCGAUGCUAAACUCGCCAAUGGUACCAAUGAACAUCUGCAACUUCUCAACCUUCUAGUGCAGAUUUCACAAGUGCCCACUUGA
Zygosaccharomyces rouxii is the source of this 1059-nucleotide messenger RNA. RefSeq names its product replication factor C subunit 2 (gene RFC2). The record is from RefSeq and is a predicted model, not a curated record. The transcript has a single exon. Gene Ontology annotation, cellular component: DNA replication factor C complex; nucleus. Gene Ontology annotation, biological process: DNA-templated DNA replication; DNA repair. Lineage: Eukaryota; Fungi; Ascomycota; Saccharomycetes; Saccharomycetales; Saccharomycetaceae. Gene Ontology annotation, molecular function: DNA clamp loader activity; DNA binding; ATP hydrolysis activity. The coding region runs from base 1 to 1059 and encodes 352 amino acids.